Molecule: messenger RNA, 2448 nt
Organism: Fusarium tjaetaba
Lineage: Eukaryota; Fungi; Ascomycota; Sordariomycetes; Hypocreales; Nectriaceae
Exons: 4
Coding region: 1-2448 (815 amino acids)
Source: RefSeq, a predicted model, not a curated record
AUGUGGGAAAGCCCAGCACUCCCGACAGAGAUCUUGUAUCAGAUUUUCGAGCAUUUCUGUCUACAUUGUCAGGACAAACAUUCCGUCUCCCACGAGCAUAUCAUAUCCAACAAGAAGGAUGAGGACCGCCCGGCCCUCAUCAACCUUAGCAGGACAUGCAAGAGCUGGGGAUGUGUUGCACAGAACAUUCUUCAUCACUACUUCAAACAUUCAGAUGAUCUGCGGCAGAUUCUUUUCUGCAGGACAAUUUGCGAGAAUCCAGAAUUGAGCAAGCAGUUUCAAGUGGCCAUCCUCGGGCUACACGUAGGCGUCAACCAAGAGUUUUCUAACCAGCGUUGGUUUAAGGAAUCCAUGGCUAGGUAUAUGUGCUUGUUUGGGAUAAAGCCGCUCUACUUGCAGAGCUCUGUUGUCUCUUUGGGAGAAUUCAUCGCACCGAUUAUUCUACUUCGGGCUACCAACCUCAAGCAUCUCGUCGUUCACGGCCUUUAUAAUCCGAUCAUCUUCCAAAGAUUCUGUAUGGAAGCCGUCAUACGGAACAAAGCUUUGUCUCAGAAGCUCGAGUCUCUUUCGGUCGGGCAGCAGGAAAUAUCCUCCAUCUGGGAUCUGUCACCACAGGUUCAAACAUAUCUACAUACUUUAGGGGGACUUCUCAUAAUGCUGGAGAACCUCCAGACGCUUUCCAUAUCGCGACCUAAAUUUGGAAGUCUCCCAGAGAAACUCCCACUUCAGAAGCUGCGCAGGCGCUGGAUUGGUAAUGCGUGCAUGUCGAAGAGCGGGCUGCAGAGCCUCAUCAACAACACAGGAAAACUGGAAGAGUUCGUUUAUAGGGAAGUUGACGACACGGGUUGGUCGCAGACCUCCAGAACCAGAUUUGUUACAUCUCAGGAGAUCUUUGAGAUGCUUUUACCCAUGAAAGAUACACUCAAGAGAGUUGUCCUGAAGAUGUACAGCUCAGAGCGGCCACCUACUGCCAUGGCUCAGCUAGUCAAGCUGCAACAGUUACGAGUCAACGCAGGAGUAUUGUGCGAUAUCUCCACCCUGAGACGCAACACCCAAGAUCUCGCAAAGGAUGCCCUGCUCAAUGUGUUCCCACCGAACCUACAGACGCUAUGCCUCGACCAUAGCCACACGGACGCACCUCGAUAUCGAGAGGCUUUGGGGUCUUACAUAUCGUCUACCUACAGAGAACCUCCGCAGGAGCAAAAGCUAAGAGAGGUGAUUCUACAUUUUAUAGACAAAGCCUAUCCAAAUCCAGCCCCGUGGGUAAUGCCUGUUGUACGGCCAACGACCGCAGAAGAAGAGGAAUCACUCCGCAGAGAGUGUGUUCUUCAGAAACCUGCCUACACAGAAACUGACAGGGAUAGCCAUGUGACCAAGUUCCACAGUAUCAAGAUUCCGGGUUACGGUUAUCUCGAUGAAGAAUGGCUCAAGAAGUCAUUAAACAAGUUCUCAGAAGUUCUCAAGUUCCCAGAAGCAUCCAUAAUGCCAGAUAUCUCAAAAUGGGGAGACUUCAUCGCCCCCCUUAUUCUGCUUCAAGUCCCAAAUCUCGAAGAGCUCUCAGCACAGAACAAACACUUGAACGAGAUUAUGAAAACGUUCCACACAUUCUUUAUCGGAACGCACUGCGUUCUUCCUCAAUAUCUCAAAUAUAUAUGGAUCACGACUUCGCCAAUCGCAAAUGAAACUAGUUCUGCUGUGUUCUUGGAUCUAUCCUAUGCCUCAAUGGGAGGGCUUUUAUCAGUCAAUCCAAAUAUUUGGGCUCUGGGAUUAUUUAAUCCCGAUCCACAGUCAAUCCCAGACCGACUAAAUCUUCUUGGCUUACGAGACUUGUGCUUGUAUGACAGUGCUUUCAGCCGGAGAGAACUUCGACUAUUACUUUCUGCAGCAGGGCCAUUGGAGAAGUUUCAGUAUUAUGGACUAUGUCACUCUGAACGUAUAUGUCUCACCCCUCAAGAUAUAUGCGAGCUUCUGGUAUGCAAAGAACGUAGCUUGAAAACGUUGCGUUUGGAAACUUCACGCAAAGCCCAGCAAUUCACAGCAGGGAAGCACCUGGUCAAUGUUGGCUAUAUGAGAUUCCACUUCCAAGGUUUCUGGUAUCCAACUGCAGCUGAACCAAUCUUGGAGGAACACGCCCUACUGGGCAUAUUUCCACCCCGACUCUCUUACCUAUGGCUCGACAUCCCGGAUGAUAUGGUUCUAGGAAUCGUGGAUGCUCUUGUUAACUAUAUAGUAUCGGCUUGUCGAGAUCAAACAGAUGACCAAGUGCUGCGGCAUGUCAAUGUACGGGUUCUGACGACCAUCGACAGAGAGUCUCCAGAGUUCCCUAUAGCUGUGGCCAGAUCAUUUUGGGAAGACCUCAAGAAGAGAUGCCAGAAUUUCCGCAGACACGGAAAGAUAACUGUGUAUCUCAAGUGUGCGACCGGGCUUGGAAUGUUUGUCUCUGAUUAG